Adineta steineri is the source of this 1263-nucleotide messenger RNA. The record is from the annotation of a GenBank genome assembly. Lineage: Eukaryota; Metazoa; Rotifera; Eurotatoria; Adinetida; Adinetidae.
AUGUGGAAUCGAUUCAUUCACGUAAAUAAUUUAUCAUCAAUAAAAAUAUUUAAACGAUUGCAGUCAUCAACACGAUAUUAUUCUAUAAAUGAUGAUAUUUAUGGUCUUACAGAUGAUCAAAAACAGUUACGAACAACUGUAUUUACAUUUGUACAAAAAGAAUUAGCACCAUACGCAAAUGAUAUCGAUCGAACGAAUACAUUCUCAAAACUUCGUGAAUUUUGGAAAAAACUUGGUGAAUUUGGUCUUUUAGGUAUUACAGCACCUGUUGAAUAUGGUGGUUUAGGUUUACAUUAUACUGAACAUUGUAUUGCUAUGGAAGAAAUAUCAUGUGCAAGUGGAUCAAUUGCAUUAAGUUAUGGUGCACAUUCAAACCUUUGUGUUAAUCAAAUUGUUCGUAAUGGAAAUCAUACACAAAAACAAACUUAUUUACCGAAACUGAUUAGUGGUGAACAUGUUGGCGCGUUAGCUAUGUCUGAACCAAAUUCAGGUUCUGAUGUUUUGUCAAUGAGAUUAAGAGCAGAAAAAAAAGAUGAUUAUUAUAUUCUUAAUGGAAAUAAAUUUUGGAUUACAAAUGGACCAGAUGCUGAUGUACUUGUUGUUUAUGCUAAAACAAAUCCAUCGAGUGAAAAACCUCAACGUGGUAUAUCAGCAUUUCUUAUUGAGAAAGGUAUGGAUGGUUUUUCAACUGGACAAAAACUUGAUAAAAUGGGUAUGCGUGGUUCGAAUACAUGCGAACUUUUAUUUGAAGAUUGUAAAGUUCCUGCAAAAAAUAUACUUGGUAAAGAAAAUCAUGGUGUUUAUAUAUUAAUGGAUGGCUUAGAUUUUGAACGUCUUGUAUGUGCAGCUGGUCCUGUUGGCUUGAUGCAAGCUUGUUGUGAUACAGCUUUUGAAUAUGCACAUGUACGUAAACAAUUUGGUCAACCAAUUGGUACUUAUCAAUUAAUUCAAGCUAAAAUAGCUGAUAUGUAUACAACAUUAAAUGCUUGUCGUUCUUAUUUAUAUACAAUAGUAAGAGCUGCUGAUAAAAAUAUUGUUAGUAGUAAAGAUUGUGCUGGUGUUAUGUUAUAUUGUGCUGAAAAAGCUACUCAAUUAUGUUUUGAUGGCAUGCAAAUUCUUGGUGGCAAUGGUUAUAUUAAUGAUUAUCCAACAAGUCGUCUUCUUCGUGAUGCGAAACUAUGUGAAAUAGGUGCUGGUACAAGUGAAAUUCGACGAUUACUUAUUGGCCGUUCGAUUAAUGGAGAGUAUGGUAUUAAAUUGUAG